UCCAGCCCUUUUAUAAAAGGGUUUUACCCAUCCAACAUUUAAAUGGGGCGGGCUUUUAAAGGGCUAUUAAAUAAUGGGCUUUAAAGGGUUGGGUCUAAGUUAAAAAGGGCUGAAAUUAGAUAACACUUAUGAGGCUUUUUUAUCCUAAAUUUUCUGUUUAUUUCUAAAACUUUCUAAUGUCAGUUUCAAAAAAAAAAAAAAUCCCUUUAAAAAUCCUCUAUUUCCCCCAAAUGAUGAACCCUAAAAAAAUUCCCAAAUUCUAAAUCUUCAAUUUAUCACCUUCUUGCUUGCCGCUCUCAAUCGUUGAUUCCGUCAUAUCAUUUCAAUUACCAAGCAACUACAACGUCAAUGCCGGUAGAUGAUGAGGUUGAUGAAUCUAAUGUCGCCCGUAAGCGUAAAAGGAGUAGGAAAUCUAAAGUUUGGCGAGAAAUGACGGAAGGAACGAAUGCAAAAGGUGAGCGAAUCGCUAUUUGUAAGCAUUGUAAAGUGGAGUUAAUUGCCCACAAUAAUACUUUUAACUUGUUGGGUAAGACCCUUUAUAAUUCUCUUAUAUUGUGUUUACUUUCUGGUGGUUGUACCUUGUUUAUACAUUUUUAAAUGGGCCGGGUCGGGCUUAUGGCCCAUGGACAAGUUCAGCCCAUUUUGAAUUAGCCUUGGCCCGGCCCAACCCGGCCCAUUUCAUAUAAAGCACUGCCCGGCCCGGCCCGUUGAACAGGUCUCUGAAAUAUUGACCUGUUACAGCCCAAACCCAAAUCAUACUUCGGCCCGAUUCAAUUCUUACAUAAUCACACCUGGGCGGCUUGGCGCGACUCACUCAAAAAACACACCAAAAUUAUAUACCUGACAAACUUCUGGUGUUGUUUUCAGGAGAGAGAGAGAGUGUGUGUGUGAGUUUUUCAGGAGUGAAAGCGAGACUUUCUUCUUCUUUUUUUUUCUUUUUUUUAGGGUUCCUCCUUUCACAAGUUUUCGGAUCUGAUCAACAAUGGCGGAUUCCGAUGUCGGUAAACUAUUCGUCGGCGGAAUUUCUAGGGAUACUUCCGACGCUAAUUUACGGGAUUACUUUGGCAAAUAUGGCGAAGUUUCUUCCUCCAUUGUUGUUAAAGAUCGUCUCACUAAUACACCUCGAGGUUUUGGGUUUGUCACUUUCGUUGAUCCUUCUUCCGUUGACGAUGCUCUUCGUGUUCAACACGUAAUUUCGGGUAGACCGGUAGAAGUGAAAAAAGCUAUACCAAGACAUGAACAACAGUCAAAUACUCAACAAUCGCAACAACAGCAAUCGCCUCAUCGGCAGCAAUUGCCGGGGCAAGGGUACUCUCAUACAACUAAAGGGUUUGUUAGGAAUUACAGUAAUGGUAGUUAUGGUGCUAGCAACAGUGGUCUUACCCAUAAAACUAAGAAAAUAUUUGUAGGGGGUUUAUCUGCUGAUCUAACUGAGGAGGAAUUUAAGAAGUACUUUGAGAAGUUUGGUAGGAUUACAGACGUAGUUGUGAUGUAUGAUAACUCCAAUAACAGGCCUAGAGGAUUUGGGUUUAUCACUUUUGAUUCUGAAGAGGUGGUUGAAAAACUGAUGCAAAAGAGUCACCAUGAGUUGAACGGAAAGCGUGUGGAGGUUAAGAGGGCUGUUCCGAGGGAGGCAACCAAGAGCUCUAACAAUGGAAAUAAUAGAUUUGGUGGUGGGAGGUACUCCCCUGCUGCUGGCGGUGGUCACUUGGAUGAUAACAAUUGGUCGAGAGGUCCUGGGUAUUUCUAUGGCGGUGCAUAUCCUGUUGGUGGGUACGGUAUAGUUGGUUAUGGGAUGCCUAUGGCUCCUAGAACCCCAUGGAAUAAUUAUGGGGCGAUGAUGGGCGUUCGACCUUUGCACUAUGGAACUGGCUAUUAUCCAACUGGAAAUGGCGGGGUUGCUUUGCUGGGAAUGUUUAAUGGUUAUAACGGAGUUGUAGAUACUGGAGGCAAUGUAAAACUGGAUGAGAAUACCAAUGGAAAUUCUCAGGUGCCUAUCAAAGAUGGUAGUCGUCACAUUAAAGGAGCUGUGAAUGUCAAGAAGAAUUCAAGGAUCCCUGAUGUGCAAGUGCAAGCAAAGGUGGUGCCUCCUGUGGGUCAAUCUAGCUGACCAAAUUCCACUUGUAUCCACAAAUGUUCAUGAUUCAUACAUUGAAGGAGGAGUUGAGGUUGUUUUGUAGUCUCUGCACUAUUCUACUUUAGUUACCUCCUUCCUUUUUCUGUCUAUUCAACUGAUAUAUAUAUAGAUCUUUUCUUUUUUUUUGUUCAUUUUAAUAAAUUUUUAGUACAGGAUUCAAAUUUUGUAAUAUAAGUAGUUCCUAAUUGCGGAAAUUCAAUCAUAUGCCACUGCUAUAUUUUUAUU
Molecule: messenger RNA, 2362 nt
Organism: Chenopodium quinoa (quinoa)
Lineage: Eukaryota; Viridiplantae; Streptophyta; Magnoliopsida; Caryophyllales; Amaranthaceae
Product: RNA-binding protein Musashi homolog Rbp6-like
Exons: 3
Coding region: 983-2110 (375 amino acids)
Molecular function (GO): RNA binding
Source: RefSeq, a predicted model, not a curated record